AGCGCGCUUUGUUCCCCCUCCCCUCGGCGUGUCUUGUUCCCCCACCAUUUUGUGCCGUGAUCGCAAGGUUCGCUGCUGGGUUGUGCCGCGCGCGCGUUCGGGCUCGAGGCGACACAGCGAAGGGGCCUUGAUGGCGGAGAGUCAAUCAGCGGCCGGACUGGGGGAUUUCACAUCCCUUGGCGGGGCCGCGGCUUUCGGUUCGGAACCUGAAACCCGGCGGCUGAGCGAGCUGCGAGUCAUCGACCUGCGGGCCGAGCUCAAGCGGCGUAACCUGGACAGCGGCGGCAACAAGAGCGUGCUGAUGGAGCGGCUGAGGAAGGCCAUUGAGGAGGAAGGAGGAGAUCCUGACGAAAUUCCCGUGGCCUCAGAGCUGACCACCAAAAGAAUGCCAAAAAGAACUAGUAAAGGAAGAAAACCAGAAGAAGAAGGUGUGGAAGACAAUGGUCUAGAAGAAAACUCUAGAGAUGGACAGGAGGAUAUUGAAGCAAAUCUGGAUACCUUGCAGGAUAUCGACAUGAUGGAUAUCAGUGUAUUAGAUGAAGCUGAAAUAGAUAACAGCAGUGCUGUGGACUGUGGAGAAGAUUAUAGUUCUGACAAUAUUCUCGAUUCUCUGUCUGAUAAUAAAGAUAAUGUUGAAGCAGAAAUGAAAGAGCUUCCUGAUCAGCUAACAGAAAAUGAGGAAGAUUAUGAUGAAAUUGAAAACAGUUUAGAAGCCACCUCUUCUGAUUUAAUUGAAAUGAAGAAAAUGGAGAAGCUACACUUGGAGCCAGAAAAUGAGAAAAUACUCGACAUUUUGGGGGAAACUUGUAAAUCUGAGCUACUUAACGAAGAAGGUGCGGAAGCGGAGCGGCCGCGCGCGCAGGAAGCCAGUAACGCGGGGCCAGGCAAGAGGCUGGCUGAGGAAGAGGACGCUCUUGCUGCGGCUCAGUUGGAGGAAGAUGCUUUAGCUUUGGACAGCAAAUCGGCCCAAGCUUUGGCAAGGAAGGAAGCAAAGCGUUUAGUGGUAGCAAAAGGGGAGACAAGUGAACAGAGCCCCGAGGAAGAGGCCCCGGACUCUGAAGGUGUAGUGGUAGAGAGCGUAAGCGAUCAGAGUAGCAAACGCUGCCAAGGCCUGGAAGCCUCUAGUGGGGAGACAGCGGAGAAAGGCGCAGGUGCCGAAGCCAGAGAUAGCAAAGAAGAUGGCAAGAGAGCAGAAGACAAAGCUAAUUCAGAGGAAUCUUCCCCUGCCACUAAAGAGUCCUCAGCCAGUGAGGGCGGUGAUCAGAAAAAGAGCCCUGUUGAGGAGGACAGAGAUACAAAGAUAAUCUCAAAAGAUGAGAAAGGUCGCAGUGCCAGCGGUUCUGGUAGAAACUUUUGGGUGAGUGGAUUGGCUUCCACCACCAGAGCUACAGAUCUGAAGAAUCUGUUUAGCAAAUAUGGGAAGGUGGUGGGUGCCAAGGUGGUCACCAACGCUCGCAGUCCCGGCGCUCGCUGCUACGGCUUCGUUACGAUGUCCACAGCUGAGGAGGCCACCAAGUGCAUCACUCACCUGCACAAAACAGAGCUGCAUGGCAAGAUCAUUUCAGUGGAAAAAGCCAAAAAUGAACCCGCUGGGAAGAAGACAAGUGAAAAAAAAGAGAGUGAAGCAAAGAGAGAAACAGUCAGUGAGAGACCUGGUGCUAAAAGGGACGAGAAAUCUGACCAAAAAGAUGAUUCUAAAAAGACAGAAGACAAAGAUGAAAAGGAGAAAAARGAUAAAGAUGACCAGAAGUCUGGUUCAUCAGAUCAACCUAAAACUAUUAAAUCAGGAAGUAAAGGAACAGAGAGAACAGUAGUCAUGGAUAAAUCMAAAGGAGAACCUGUUAUUAGUGUGAAAACAUCCACUACAUCAAAAGACAGAAGUGUUAAGAGCCAGGACCGCAAAUCAGAGAGCAGAGAGAGACAAGGGAUUGUCCCCUUUGACAAAAUCAAAGCACAGCGAAAAAUGAGGGAGGCAGAGCAGCGCCGGGAACGGCAGCGCCUGGAACGGGAACGGAUGGAGAGGGAGAGGCUGGAAAGGGAACGGAUGCACAUCGAGCACGAGAGGAGGAGGGAGCAGGACCGGAUCCAGCGGGAGAGGGAGGAGCUGCGGCGCCAGCACGAGCAGCUGCGCUACGAGCAGGAGAGGCGCUCUGCCAUGAGGAGACCCUAUGACAUAGAUGGCAGGAGGGAUGAUCCUUACUGGCCAGAGGCAAAACGAAUGGCCAUGAAUGACAGGUACCACUCAGAYUUCAGUCGCCAGGAUCGCUUCCAUGACUUUGAUCACAGGGAUCGUGGGCGUUACCAGGAGCAUUCAAUAGACAGGAGAGAUGGCUCCAGGACAAUUAUGGGAGAUCGGGAUGGACAGCAUUACCCAGACGAGCGCCACGGAGGCCCCGACCGGCACUCGCGGGACUCACGGGAGAGCUGGGGGAGCUACGGAUCUGACAGAAGGAUGAGUGAAAGCAGAGGGAUCCCCCCACAGUCACGGGAUGGACGUGACUGGGGAGAUCACAGUCGRAAGUUUGAAGGGCACCAAGAUCGUUCUUGGCAGAGCAGCGUGGAUGGAGGGAUGAUAGGACGGGAUCACGAGAGAUGGCAAGGUGGCGGAAGAGGCAGACCUGGCCAUGUGAUGCAUCGUGGCGGCAUGUCGGGGCGUGGCAGYUUUAUGCAGGGGGGCAAUCAGAGUCAGAUCAUGCACGGAGGAGGAAUGCAAGGAGAAGGAUUUGCUGGCCAGGAAAGAGCAAACAGACCGAAUGAUCCUCGUUUCAACCGUCGCUACUGAUUGUGUUUGGUUUUUAAUGCAARGUGGCAAGUCAAAUCUGUUACCCAGGGUUACCAUUAAUUGUAACUUAUGGGCUACUGUAAGUGUAAUUUUUUUUAAGCUGCUGCCAUAUGAUGUCACUCAAUCCAAUGUGAAACUCAUUUGUUUUGUAAGGUGUUGUUCAUAUCCCAUUUAAAAAUGUUUGUUAAUGAAGCAUUCCAUUUUCCAUAAAUAAACGCCAGUUUCCAGUUAA
Messenger RNA from Malurus melanocephalus (red-backed fairy wren), 3014 nucleotides. RefSeq names its product scaffold attachment factor B1-like. Gene Ontology annotation, cellular component: nucleus. The record is from RefSeq and is a predicted model, not a curated record. Gene Ontology annotation, biological process: regulation of mRNA processing; regulation of transcription by RNA polymerase II. Gene Ontology annotation, molecular function: sequence-specific DNA binding; RNA binding. The coding region runs from base 131 to 2782 and encodes 883 amino acids. The transcript is spliced from 21 exons. NCBI's taxonomy places the organism in Eukaryota, Metazoa, Chordata, Aves, Passeriformes, Maluridae.